CCUCUAGAGAUCUCUACGGACUCACUCCUGCACGACAUAUUAUUUGCCAUGGCCUCUCCACUGAAGAGUCUGGUUAUUGAUGAUAACAGGUACCAGAAAUCCUUCCAGCUUUUUCUGGAGCGCUCCUCUGAGCAUCAGUGUAUGCAGGACUUCAUCCACAACACGCUGCCAGAUAUACUGGCCAGCAUUGGAGAUGGAAAGUCCCAUCUAAAUGUCAUUGGAGUUGGAAGUGGAGCUGGUGAGAUUGACCUCGAGAUGCUCUCCCAGCUCCGUCUGAAGCACCCAGGGGUGACGGUGGAUAAUGAGGUGGUGGAGCCUAGCAGCACGCAGCUACAUCAGUACAAAGUUAUGGUGUCACAGAAACCAAAUUUAGAUCACAUAAGUACCUGGAACAAGAUGACUGCCUCCGAGUUUGAGGAGCAGUGGAGAGUGAAAAAGAUGACUAAGAAGGCUGACUUCAUUCACAUGAUACAGAUGCUGUACUAUGUGAAGGAUCCUGGAGCUACCAUCGAGUUCUUCCAGAGCCUCCUCGACAAGAAGGGGAAGCUUCUUAUCAUCCUAGUAUCUGGUGAGAGUGGUUGGGGAAAGCGGUGGCAGACCUACAGGAGCCAGCACUGUAACACAGAAAUAAGUCAGUGUGUCACCACUGGAGACAUGAAAAGCUUUCUGGACUCCAAGGGUGUGAGCUACCAGAGCUACGAGCUGCCUUCUCAAAUGGAAAUCACCGAGUGUUUCACAGAAGGGGAUGAGAAGGGAGAGCUGCUGCUUGAUUUCCUCACUGAAGUGCUGGACUUCAGUAACACAGCCUCUCCUGAGCUCAAAGCCGGUGUCCUGGAGUUACUGCAGCACCCAGACUGCAGCAAGGAGUCCAACGGCAAAGUUAUCUUUAACAACAACCUUGGGGUCAUAGUCAUAGAUCCGCAAACUUAGAAACAAAUGCUUAAAGGUGGGGUAGGUCAUUUUGGAGAAACCAGCUCGAGUGCGCUAGAAUUUGAAAAUACAUAGCCGGAAAAAAUCUGCCACUUCCUUACAGAGCCCCUCCUCCAACACACACGAACGCGCACAUGACCAAUGAGGGCACGAGAUACGUUUGUGCACAGAUGGAAGGCUGACAGGCAGGUAGGCCAUCCAGUUAUUUUAGCCGGGCUGGUGUCAGUACCAUAUGUGCUCGGCCUACCAGAUCUGCUCGGAGUCCGUUACGCUUACCAAUGACGUCACGCAUUGGCUGUACGGCAACCCAAGAGGUAAUAAUAAUAAUUCUAAAUAAAACAGGAAGUUAACCUAAAUUAC
Molecule: messenger RNA, 1290 nt
Organism: Gymnodraco acuticeps
Lineage: Eukaryota; Metazoa; Chordata; Actinopteri; Perciformes; Bathydraconidae
Product: histamine N-methyltransferase-like
Molecular function (GO): N-methyltransferase activity
Source: RefSeq, a predicted model, not a curated record